This is a messenger RNA of Metarhizium album ARSEF 1941, 2157 nucleotides long. RefSeq names its product 1,4-alpha-glucan branching enzyme. The record is from RefSeq and is a predicted model, not a curated record. Gene Ontology annotation, biological process: glycogen biosynthetic process. Gene Ontology annotation, cellular component: cytoplasm. Gene Ontology annotation, molecular function: hydrolase activity, hydrolyzing O-glycosyl compounds; 1,4-alpha-glucan branching enzyme activity; cation binding. Bases 1 to 2157 code for a protein of 718 amino acids. The transcript is spliced from 7 exons. Lineage: Eukaryota; Fungi; Ascomycota; Sordariomycetes; Hypocreales; Clavicipitaceae.
AUGACGGACAUGCAAAAGCUGCUGAAUGAGGUAGGCGCUGCCGGUCUUACUCCAGACGAUAUACCUCGGGAUGGCACCGGCGUGGUGAAACUGGAUCCUUGGCUAGAGCCUUUCAGGGAAGCCUUGAAGCGCAGGUAUAGCAAAGCUCGGGAUUGGAUCGGCCGCAUUGAAGCUACUGAAGGUGGUUUGGAGCAAUUUUCAAGGGGCUACGAGAGGCUCGGCUUAAAUGUGAAUGACGAUAACACCAUUAUAUAUCGAGAGUGGGCACCCAAUGCUGUAGCAGCAUCACUCAUAGGAGAUUUCAGUGCGUCAAAACUAGGCGGAUUACUCUCUGCUCAACCCCCAAAGUUACUCACAUACAACUCAGACAACUGGGAUGUCAAUGCCCAUCGGAUGAAGAAAGACGACUACGGAGUUUUCGAGAUCACGUUGCCAUCCAGGGAUGGCCAACCAGCCAUACCGCAUAAUUCAAAAGUCAAGAUUUCUUUGGAGCUACCCAGUGGCGAAAGGGCAGACCGUCUGCCGGCUUGGAUCAAGUAUGUGACGCAGGAUCUGAGUGUAUCUCCGGCAUAUGAUGCACGAUUCUGGAAUCCCCCUAAAGUCGACAAGUAUGAAUUUAAACACAAGAGGCCAGCUAAACCCAGAAGCGUUCGGGUGUAUGAGGCUCAUGUCGGAAUUUCAACACCUGACCAGAGAGUGGCGACCUACAAGGAAUUUACGCGAAAUAUGCUCCCCAGAAUCAAGGACCUUGGAUAUAAUGUGAUACAACUCAUGGCAGUCAUGGAACAUGCUUAUUACGCAUCAUUUGGUUACCAAGUCAACAAUUUUUUCGCGGCUAGCAGUCGAUAUGGGCCGCCUGAAGACCUCAAAGAGCUGGUUGAUACUGCACACAGCAUGGGAAUCACCGUGCUGUUGGAUGUCGUGCACAGCCAUGCCUCGAAAAAUGUUCUUGACGGCAUAAACGAAUUCGAUGGUACGGACCAUCAAUACUUCCAUGGCGGUGGCAAGGGGCGCCACGAUCAGUGGGACAGUCGACUGUUCAAUUAUGGCCAUUACGAAGUUCUCCGGUUUCUCCUCAGCAACCUGCGCUUUUGGAUGGAGGAAUAUCGUUUUGACGGGUUUAGAUUUGAUGGUGUCACGAGCAUGUUGUAUAUUCACCAUGGCAUUGGCGCGGGGUUUUCCGGCGGAUACCACGAAUAUUUUGGGGCCGAUGUUGAUGAAGAGGCCGUUGUUUAUCUCAUGAUUGCCAACGAAAUGUUGCACUCACUGUUUCCCGAGUGUAUCACUAUAGCAGAAGAUGUAUCCGGAAUGCCAGCACUCUGCUUGCCUCUUGCGAUGGGAGGUGUUGGCUUCGAUUAUCGCCUCGCAAUGGCAAUCCCGGACAUGUGGAUCAAGAUUCUGAAAGAGUUGAAGGAUGAGCAGUGGGAUAUUGGAAACAUUUGUUUCACUCUUGUGAAUCGACGUCAUGGGGAGAAGACGAUUGCCUACUGCGAGAGUCACGAUCAAGCCCUGGUAGGCGAUAAGACACUCAUGAUGCAUCUCUGCGACGCUGAAAUGUACACCAACAUGUCGGUUCUGUCACCAUUGACGCCCGUGAUUGAAAGAGGCAUGUCGCUUCACAAGAUGAUUCGACUGGUGACUCAUGCCCUGGGAGGUGAAGGGUAUUUAAAUUUUGAAGGCAACGAGUUUGGACAUCCCGAGUGGCUUGACUUCCCCAGAGAAGGCAACAACAAUUCGUUUUGGUAUGCGCGUCGCCAGCUAAACUUGACAGAAGAUCAUCUACUACGGUAUCAGUAUCUCAACAACUGUGAUCGAUCAAUGAAUCAGUGCGAGUCCAAGUAUGGAUGGCUUCGUGCCGCUCAAGCUUACAUCUCACUCAAACAUGAAGUUGACAAGGUCCUUGUCUUCGAGCGGGCAGGCUUGGUAUUCGUGUUUAACUUCCACGCUUCCCAAAGUUUCGCUGAUUAUCGCAUCGGCAUUGAGGUUGCUGGCACCUAUCGCAUUGUACUCAACACUGAUUCUAAGGAAGCGGGCGGUUUCAAUCGGGUGGAUGACACCACUCGCUUCUUCACAACUCCGAUGGAAUGGAAUGGGCGAAAGAAUUGGACUCAAGUGUAUAUUCCAUGUCGUACUGCCAUGGUGCUGGCGCUCGAAUAA